ACAGACAAGACAGAGGGCUGAAUGCAAAUAUGCUGAAAUUUCAGUGUGUGGUUUUGGCCUUGGUCUUAUAUUUAACAGGUUGUCUUUCACAACUCAAUGUAUGUGGUCGUGCACCUUUUAAUACCCGUAUUGUGGGUGGACAUGAUGCUUCAGAAGGGUCAUGGCCAUGGCAGGUUAGUUUACAGAGGCCUGGUAAACGUGGUGGCCAUUUCUGUGGAGGAUCCCUCAUCAACAAAGACUGGGUUCUGACAUCAGCCAGCUGUUUCUCCAGGAAAAGAAAUUCUGCUGUGAUUGUGUAUUUGGGGAAACAGACUUUGAAUGGCUCCAAUCCCAAUCAGAUUACUAGACGUAUUAAAAAGGUGAUUCUUCACCCCAACUACAACAGCACAACCAAAAACAAUGACAUUGCGCUUCUGCGUCUGCAAGCUUCUGUCACCUUCUCAGACUACAUCAGACCAGUGUGCCUAGCUGGACAAGGCAGCAGUUUUUUUGAUGGCACCAUAAGCUGGAUCACAGGCUGGGGAAGCAUUAACUUGCCAGUUCCUUCAUCUGGUGUGCUUCAAGAGACAAUGGCGCCGAUUGUUAAUCCAUAUCUUUGUGAUUAUCUAACGGGUCCUGGAUCCAUUACCGCAAACAUGAUCUGUGCUGGUUAUCUACAUGGAGGCCCAGAUACCUGCCAGGGGGAUUUUGGUGGUCCGAUGGUGACUAAGCUGGGUGCGGCCUGGAUUCAGACUGGUAUCACUAGCUGGGAUAAGGGCUGUGCUCAGCAUAGCUCACCUGGUGUGUAUACUCUGGUGUCUCAGUACCAGAUUUGGAUAUCCAGCAUCAUCAAAGAAAACCUUCCUGGAUUUGUCAGGUAUGAACAUGGUGGACUGACUGGUAGAAGGACUGAUGGAUCAAGAAGAUAGAUCGAUUUAUUCGAUUGAUUUACUUUAUUGAUCGCAAGUUAGGAAAUUGUCUUGUUGCAGCAGCAAGUUAUCAGACAUGUGAAAGGAAAAACAUAAAAUAGAUUUUUUUUUAAAAAUCCCAAGAACAAGGCGACUUUACAAUAUACAGAUAAAAAGUAACAACUUUAUAUAUAUAAUAUAUAUAAAGUGUGUGUGUGUGUGUGUGUGUGUGUGUGUGUGUGUGUGUGUGUGUGUGUGUGCACUUUGUACAUGUGAAUGUGCAUUAAUAGUGCUAAAAACAAGAACUGUGAUAAACGAAGAUAAAAAAUGUGCAAGAGUGGCAGUAUUGAAAGCAUUUUCAUUUAACAACAGCAUUUGAGAUUUUUUUUUACUACAGCUGUGUAUAUUUAUUUUUUUUAUUUUUUUACUGGAGAUGAACAAAACUUUUGAUGUAUAUUAUAUUUAAGAAUGUAUCUUAUAUUUAAGAAGCUUUGUAAUUAUUAUAUAAUUUGUGUAUUUAAAAUAAUUAAAUUUCAGGCACAUGAAUGAA
Molecule: messenger RNA, 1437 nt
Organism: Neoarius graeffei (lesser salmon catfish)
Lineage: Eukaryota; Metazoa; Chordata; Actinopteri; Siluriformes; Ariidae
Product: serine protease 27-like
Exons: 7
Coding region: 30-908 (292 amino acids)
Biological process (GO): proteolysis
Molecular function (GO): serine-type endopeptidase activity
Source: RefSeq, a predicted model, not a curated record